Molecule: messenger RNA, 1570 nt
Organism: Corylus avellana
Lineage: Eukaryota; Viridiplantae; Streptophyta; Magnoliopsida; Fagales; Betulaceae
Source: RefSeq, a predicted model, not a curated record
CCAGCUGGACCAACAAAUUUGUAGGGAAGGAAAAAUAAAAAUAAUAAAUAGAAAAUAAAAAAGAGACGGAAUUGGAAGGAUGGAAGCAAAGAAAGAUAGAUAUGUCUUCAAUUGUCCUCCAACCACAACUCUCUCCCAAGGCAAACUCUACUUGCCACAAAUGCCCUUCUGCGAAUCCCAUCUUCAUCACUCAUUCCUUCCUCUCCAUCUCCAAUCUUCAUGGGCCUUUUUGGGUUCUUACAUUCAAGGACUCCGCGGAAAGAGAGACAAACCAAGUUACACACAGCCGCCUCUCUCUAUAGAUACCUUUUAUUGUAAUUACCACUAUUAUUUCCUCUCUUUUUCUCUUUAUAUAAUCUCAAACCUUUUUUUCCACCUCCAAUUGGGUUUGCGUUUCUUUCAUUCAAUCUCCAAGUUUUGUUCUUGGAUUUGUGGUUUUGGAGAAGAAGUGGAGAAAGGCUUUAGUGGGUUCUUGUCAAUUUUCUGUCUUUACCUUUCUCUCUCUCUAAAAGACCCCUAUUUGAAUAGGAUUCGUUUUUCUUCUUUGCCUUAUAUUUUUGGAAUUGUGGUUAAAGACUCAAUUUUGGAAUAGGAGUUGAAAAGGGUUCUCUUGGAUUUGUUGUUUUGGAGAAGAGAUUGAGAAGGGUUUUAGUGGGUUCUCAUCAAUUCUCUUUCUCGACCUUUAUAUUGAAUAGGAUUCCUCUUUAAAGACCCAAAUUUGGAGUAGGCGGUGAAAAGGGCUUUAAAUUGUUGUCAUCGCAUGUCUCUUUCCAACCUUUUAUUUUGCCAAGUUUUGAUGUUGGAGAUGCAAUUAUGAAGGCUAAGAUGAAAAGGGUCUCCAUGGAUUCUCAUCAAUCUCGCCCUACGAAUGUAGAAGCUAAGGCUAAGCUUAAAUAUCAAAAUUUAUUGCAGGACUACUUGGAACUGCAAAAGGAAUUCGUUUCAAAGAAGAGAAAAUUGCAGACUGCGAAACUGAAUAGAGAAAACCUGUUGUCGGAAGUCCGAUUUUUGAGACGAAGACGAAAAUAUUUAUUGAAGUCACAAUCGCCCAAAGAUGAACCAAAAUUCGUACAAGAACACAAUUCAGAUGAAUGUGGCCAAUUGCCUGCAAAUGAGAGGAACUAUAAUGUCAAUGAAGCUGUUCUGAAAGAUCGUUCUCCAAUGCCAGAUAUGAAGCGUAUUUCGAAUGAUGAAGAGCAUGACUUGGACAGAAAAGAAGACAUUGUUUGUGAGCUGCUGAGAGUAGAGAAUAAACCUAAGAAUUGUUUAAUCAAUGAUAAAAUAGUGGAGAAGAAGAAAAUCUCAUUGCAAGAUCAAGUUGCUUUGAAGGUCUGAAUUUUGGAGGACAUUGUUUUAUUGUGAGGAGGAAAAGAGGAACAAGAAUUCAUUGUCAAUGCUUUGAUAAUUUUUUUUUUUUAGGCUCUUUUGUACAUAGGUUUUCCUCCAUUCCCUUAUUUUUCAAGAGAGCAUAUAUUGAGAAUGACCCAUGUAGUUGGGAUUAAGGCUUUUAGGGUAAAGAUGAAAAUUGUUAAACACCUAUCAAUAAGAUCCAUAUUACUAUUUUCUUCCC